AUGGAGCCUGCACAAGAGCCACAGGAGCUGGGACCUCAGACAGAAAUGAUUGCGGACACAAUUCUUGAGGUUGGAGAGAGACUUUUCCAGGUCAGCCGUAGGGUGCUUUCAGUACACAGUCGAUACUUUGAAGCCAUGUUUUUUGGAGGAGCAAGAGAGAGCUCUGAACAGCACAUAGUGAUCAAAGGGGUUGAUGCAGUGCCAUUUCAGGCACUACUUGAGUUCACUCGCACAGCCCAAGUGCUCAUAGGUCAAGAAAAUGUGACCAGCUUACUGGAAACGGCUGAUUUUUUUCAGUUUGACAGGGUGAAACUGUUGUGUGAGAAAUUUCUGGAGAGAGAACUGCAUGUUUCAAACUGCCUUGGCCUGAUGACCUACUCACAGCAAUUUGCCUUUACAGAGUUGUAUGUGUCUGCUAUGAAUGUGGCUCUCACUCACUGGGGGGAUGUGAUAUGCCAGGAAGAAUUUAAGGCAUUACCCAAAGAAAUGCUGGUGCAGCUCCUGAAGAGUGAUGACCUCUUCAUUUCAAGAGAGGAUGUGGUUUUUGACAGUAUUAUGAUUUGGAUAAUGGAGGACCCAGCAACAAGAGAGGACGAAUUUCUGGAUUUGAUGGGCGAAGUCAGGGUCACUUUUCUGAGUUUGUCCUUCCUUGAUAUCUUGGUGAAACGCAGCAAGCGUGCUGGAGAGACAGAUAUCUUUUCCAGACUAAUAAAGAAGUUAGACAGCUGUCCCCCACCCAGCUGGCAAAAUCCGAAACUGUGUCCUUAUGCUGGCCGGAGCUAUGACACCUUAUAUGUCCUGGGAGGAAAGCAUGACAAAGAACAGCAAGAAUUAUUUCUCUUUCAACCUAAAACAGGGAACUGGCAGGCUUGUUCUCCACUGCAGCGCAGGAACCUCACCCAGUAUGCAGUGGCAGCAGUAGGGAGCUUCCUUUUUGUGACAGGAGGAUAUUUCCGGGAUGAGUUUGUGUGGUACAGUGUGGAUUGGGUGCUCAUCUACAACUGCUUGGAGAAUUGCUGGCUGGAAGGGCCAGCCAUGAAGAAGUCCCGCAAUAGCCACUGUGCAGUAGGAGUAGGGCUCUACUUGUAUGUUCUCGGAGGGAGCACAGAUGAAGGGAUAAUCCCAGCAGUGGAGCGCAUGGCUUUGAUGGAGUCAGAGUGGGAAAGCAUGAGUCCUAUGGUUCAGCCUGUGGAGAGAGGUGACGCGGCCAGUGUGGGAACCAGCAUCUAUGUGGUCUGUGGCCUGGAUGAGAAUGGACAUGUAUAUGAUGGAGUGCAAAGGCUGAACACGGAGACAGACAGCUGGGAUGUCAUCUCGUUCUCACCUCUUCCAAGGUAUGACCUCUGCAUCACAUCCCUGAAUGGGGCUCUGUACACUGUAGGAGGGGAAGCUUUUCGAUUUGAUGUGGAGACAGAUGAAUGGACCCAGGUGAAUGAGGAAUGCUUGACCCAGAAGUUCUUCAUGGGAUGCAGCACUGUGAAUGGACAAAUUUAUCUCCUUGGACAGAGGAAGGGAAACAGCACCCUCCCCAUUGUAGUCCUCUUUGAUCCCUACACUGAUGUGUGCCAGGUCAUAGAUAACAAACUCCCUUGCCCCCUUCCUAUUCAUGGCUGUGUCUCUGUGCGAAGAUUUGAUACGUGGGCAUAAGAGUGGAAGAUCGUGUGCUUUACAGCUGAAGGGAGUUAGAUUGCAUCAACUUUGGCCUGUGACAUUUUAAAAUUUUGUUCCUUUGUAAUUUUACCUUUUUUUUCCUACUUGACAAAUGAACUUGAAGCAAAAGCCAGUGCAAUCUUUGUCUACACAAAGGUUACAGGUCAUUAUUGAAAAUUACCUGAUGAUGGUAUUGACCUGGUGAUUGGUAUUGUUAUGGUAUAUAAACUCCUUAGGGUUGAUGCUCAAUAAUGGGCUGUUCUGACCUUUAACCUUUGUGUCUCUCUGUCCUUUGAACAACUGGAAAAUCACUGCCUCGUUGUUAGAAAAUAUCAUAGGAUUUGAAUAACCAAAUGGGUGUCAAGGGAAUCUUCAGCAGGAUUAUAAGCCCAUAGUGCUGUAGGACAGAGCAAAAAAAGGAAAAAAAAAAAAACAACCCAAACAGCAAUUGCUGUCAAGCCAUACUUAAUAUCAGUACCAUUUUAGCCUGAAAAAAGCAAGUUUCACAGGUUAAUUAUGGCUAAAAUUACCUUUAUUCAAGGCUGAAGAGCACCACAGAAGGAGGGAGACUGUUCUGGAUUUAUGGAUUCAGGUAUGUGAUGACAAACAUUUGCACACUGAGUCUUAAGAAUCUGGCUUCAGUUUCCUUUGUCCUCUUUGGGUUCACAGCUGCAGAGACUCAGAAUAAAAAUGCCCAUCCCAAAGCACUAAAAUGAGGGUGCAAGGAGCAGGGUCCUGCACAUAGCUGUAAUUAAAGACUAUGUAUGAGAAAGAGCAUUUCCUGGGCAGAACUAUGGCCUUAGGGCGGUAGGGAUUGAUCUCCAAGGGCACUCAGGCCUCCCAAAUGUGGAGAGAGAGAGUGACUGUCCCACUGGUGCAACAGAAGCGAGCUGGGAGGCUGCACUGCAAGCACUGCUGUCUUCCUGUGCUGUCAGAGUCUGUUCUUUGAUGUGACACAACAAGAGAGCUCCUGAAUUGAAUGAUUAAUCUCUCCAGAGAAGGGGAGAGGCCUUAAAAACUGAGAGAUGUUGGUGAAAAGCAGCCCUGCUGAUUUAUUAAAGAAAUAUGGAUAUUGAUCUAGUACCGAUAUCCAGCUGUGACGGACAAAAACUCUCUAACAGUUUAAAGUUAGAAAGUGUAUGUUCAUUGCGAUGCCAGGCAGCGUGUGGGAUAGCUUCCAAAUACACACCGCGCCUUUCAAAUGAUUAGAGAGUCCUUUAAUCCACACAAGAAUUGAAUACCCAAAAUACAAAUACAUAUUCAUCAUUUUGGUACAUCCCAUUCCUCGCUUCGUAUGCUGAUUGUUAUAAAUAGAGGCGAAUAAUUUGUUCAGCCUUUCAAGAGUCAAUCAGAAAUUUAUUGAUUACAGCAAGCGAUGGCAAGCAAACAGCGCUGGGUGCAGCCGGGGAGUCCCCGCUCCGCCUACAGCUCACCCCGUUUCCCCCUUCCCGCAGUCUUUUUAUACUCUCUUUCUUC
Molecule: messenger RNA, 3126 nt
Organism: Vidua chalybeata
Lineage: Eukaryota; Metazoa; Chordata; Aves; Passeriformes; Viduidae
Product: kelch-like protein 24
Exons: 3
Coding region: 1-1647 (548 amino acids)
Molecular function (GO): protein binding
Source: RefSeq, a predicted model, not a curated record